This is a messenger RNA of Sabethes cyaneus, 1013 nucleotides long. RefSeq names its product 28 kDa heat- and acid-stable phosphoprotein-like. Gene Ontology annotation, molecular function: RNA binding. Gene Ontology annotation, cellular component: cytosol. The coding region runs from base 160 to 660 and encodes 166 amino acids. Lineage: Eukaryota; Metazoa; Arthropoda; Insecta; Diptera; Culicidae. The record is from RefSeq and is a predicted model, not a curated record. The transcript has 4 exons.
UUCGCGUUCAAGUCUGCGAAAUUUUCUUGCUUUGUGUGCUUUUGGACUUAUUUUCAGAUUUAUAACAAAAUCGUCUAAUAGGUAUUCGUUUUACGCAACUCUCACGGAGUAUUUCGUCAGUAAUUAUACACCGUCAGUGGUUAUUGAGAAGUUUUCAUCAUGCCGAGAGGGAAGUAUGUUAAUCACAAGGGACGUAAUCGUCAUUUCACCAGUCCCGAGGAGUUAGAAGCGGAACGAAAGAAUGAAGAACAGAAGAAAAAAUGGAGAGAGACACACGCCGAGGCUUCAUCCGAGGAAGAGGAAGAAGCUGAGAGUGAUAAAGGAAGCGAUGAGUCCGAGGAGGAGUCGGAAGACGAUGACAAAAAGGGUGCAAGUUCAGUGAUUCAGAUUCAAAAUCCGAAUCGAGUCCAAAAGAAAGCCUUUCUGAAGGCAACCGACGUGGAUGAAGACGACAAGCCACAGCUAACGCGUCGAGAACGAGAACAGUUGGAAAAGCAGAAGGCACAUGCUGCCUACAUGAAACGACACGCCGAAGGCAAAACGGCUCAAGCUAAGGCGGAUUUGGCUCGGCUAGCAAUCAUUAAGCAGCACCGAGCAGAAGCGGCCGCACGUCGCGAUGCCGAAAAGAAAGCAAAAGAAACGCCCAAGGGUAGCACGUAAAACAUGUAAAAUAACGACACGGAAGCCGUAUUUUGAGCGACUCACGUACAGAAUAUGCGUUCUGUCCGUAACAGCAUCAUUUUAUAGUGAUAAGCAGGUAUCGAUUUUGUGAGCAGGUUAUUUCAUCCUGCAGGAAGGUACAAUAGUCCUUCAGCUUGAAAUAAAUCUCUUCCCUACGAUUUAUUAGAUGAAAUAAUUAGAAACAAAUUGGUCGUCUAUCUAAAAUGCACAUGUUGCAAAUAAAGUGCGAAUGCAAUUUAACGAUAAAAAACAUGAAUUUACUGUUUACGGUAGAUAAACAUUUUAUCUAAAUCUGGUGUUCAAUAAAUGUUUUCACGAAAAGCUGCUAAAUU